AUGCAGUUCUCAGGGCCCACCCUCGUCGCUGUCGCCACAGGCAUCGUGGGAUCCGCCUGGGCAUCAGGCGUCAUCACGAGUCUCACACUCAUUUCAAUCCCAUCUGCAAAAGCAGUGCCUGAAAAGGCCGUGGCUUUCUGGGCCGACUUGUUCGCCCGUGGUGCCGCUCUCAUGCCAAAGGCUGGAGCCACCGUUGCCUUGGCCUAUGCGUACGUCGCCUACGAUGUACGUUGCGCGGGCGGGCAGUGGCAGCUGUUCGCAGCUGCGGCCGCGAGUGUCAUGGGCAUCGUGCCAUUUACCUUGCUCGUCAUGGCCGACACCAACGACAAGCUGCACAAGUUACACAAGGAUGGAACUUCGGGAUCAGAACACCACGCGAAGGAGUUGCUUGACCGAUGGGGCACCAUGAACUUUGUGCGCGGUCUCAUGCCCCUUGCUGGUUCUAUUCUGGGUUUCAAGGCGUAUCUUGACAACUCGCAUUGGUAG
Messenger RNA from Purpureocillium takamizusanense, 486 nucleotides. RefSeq lists its product as uncharacterized. Lineage: Eukaryota; Fungi; Ascomycota; Sordariomycetes; Hypocreales; Ophiocordycipitaceae. The record is from RefSeq and is a predicted model, not a curated record. The transcript is spliced from 2 exons. Bases 1 to 486 code for a protein of 161 amino acids.